Molecule: messenger RNA, 618 nt
Organism: Anastrepha ludens (Mexican fruit fly)
Lineage: Eukaryota; Metazoa; Arthropoda; Insecta; Diptera; Tephritidae
Product: trypsin-like
Exons: 2
Coding region: 1-618 (205 amino acids)
Biological process (GO): proteolysis
Molecular function (GO): serine-type endopeptidase activity
Source: RefSeq, a predicted model, not a curated record
AUGACGACAAUCAAUGGAGCACAUGUCUGUGGUGGUGCUUUAGUCAGCAAGAGUGUUGUCGUCUCUGCUGCACAAUGCUUUGAGUUCUACGAUCCUUCAGAAUUGUUCGUCCGUCUUGGCACCAGUGACUAUGCCAGUGGUGGAGAGCUCAUUUCCAUUGCCUCCUACAAAGUUAAUGAGAACUUCGACUUUACCACCAUGGAUAGUGAUCUGGUUGUGGUUAAGCUGAACAAAAUUAUUCACAAAACACACAAGAGCCGUUCGAUAAAAGUGUCCAAAAAGGAACCGAAGACUGGCAAAAGUGGUGUGCUAGCCGGUUGGAGUGCCAAGGAGCAGCUUGCAGAAGUUGAUGUGAAAAUUAUCAGUGUCGAAGACUGCGGUUCAGGCAAUUAUACCUAUAGCAGUGAUGACUUAACGAAAACUAUGAUCUGUGCAAAGCCGGUGGAUGCGGAAAUAUGUGGUGCUGAACCAGGCAGUCCUUUGAUAGUUAAAAAAGAUUUGGUCGGCUUGAUUUCAUGGGGCCAUGGUUGUGGUAAUAAGGGAAACCCAGCUGUUUACACCGAUAUUACCAAGUUCCGCAAAUGGAUAAAGAAGACGGCAAACGAAUUAGAAAAGUAA